GGGGGCGUGUUGUAUGUUGGAUGGAUAUUGAUCUUGAUCAUUAAAUAUAUUGAAUCGACGACUGGGUGCGAAGCUUUCAAAGGGAGAACCAUGGAUUCUUUCACGUCUUUCUUCGAUGCGCAAUCGUCAUCUCGGAAUAGCUGGAGUUAUGAUUCGCUCAAGAAUUUCCGACAGAUUUCUCCAGUUGUGCAAACUCAUCUCAAGCAGGUUUAUCUCUCGCUAUGUUGUGCGCUGGUAGCAUCUGCAGUUGGAGCUUACCUUCACAUUCUUUGGAAUAUUGGGGGAUUUCUGACCACUCUUGGGUGCAUGGGUAGCAUCAUUUGGCUUCUCUCUACGCCUCCUUAUGAAGAGCAAAAGAGGGUGUCGCUUCUUAUGGCUGCAGCACUCUUUGAAGGAGCCUCCAUUGGUCCUCUGAUUGAGUUAGCUGUUGACUUUGAUUCAAGCAUUCUUGUUAGUGCUUUUGUCGGUUGUGCCGUGGCUUUUGGUUGUUUCUCUGCGGCUGCCAUGAUUGCGAGACGUCGAGAGUACUUGUACCUCGGAGCUCUGCUUUCUUCUGGUCUCUCCAUCCUUUUCUGGCUGCACUUUGCUUCCUCAAUUUUUGGUGGUUCCAUGGCCCUUUUCAAAUUUGAGUUGUAUUUUGGACUCUUGGUGUUUGUGGGCUACAUAGUAGUAGAUACUCAGGAUAUUAUUGAGAAGGCACAUUUUGGGGAUCUGGACUAUGUGAAGCAUGCUCUCACCCUAUUCACUGAUUUCGUUGCCGUCUUUGUCCGGAUUCUCAUCAUCAUGUUGAAGAACGCUUCUGAGAAGGAAGAGAAGAAGAAGAAGAGGAGGAACUAGAUUGGGUCUUGGCAAUUGGAGUUGAGAGCUAACUAGAGUGCAUUUUGGAAAAUAAUCCUCGUCUAUCAACUUAAUUUCCUUCUCAUUCUGACUCGUGGAAUGUUGUUAAAUAUGGUUUUCUUCUGCGUGGGAUGAUGGUACAUAUUGUAAUAGCUUUAUGAAGAUUUAAGUGAAGUUGAUGUCAAUAACGAAACAUUUCCUCUA
Molecule: messenger RNA, 1041 nt
Organism: Sesamum indicum (sesame)
Lineage: Eukaryota; Viridiplantae; Streptophyta; Magnoliopsida; Lamiales; Pedaliaceae
Product: bax inhibitor 1
Cellular component (GO): membrane
Source: RefSeq, a predicted model, not a curated record